Papilio machaon (common yellow swallowtail) is the source of this 559-nucleotide messenger RNA. Its product is annotated as dynein axonemal light chain 4. The record is from RefSeq and is a predicted model, not a curated record. Gene Ontology annotation, cellular component: dynein complex. The coding region runs from base 105 to 419 and encodes 104 amino acids. Lineage: Eukaryota; Metazoa; Arthropoda; Insecta; Lepidoptera; Papilionidae. Gene Ontology annotation, biological process: microtubule-based process. The transcript has 2 exons. Gene Ontology annotation, molecular function: dynein light intermediate chain binding; dynein intermediate chain binding.
GUCACGGGCUUAGUCGCGCGCUGUCGUUGUUAUUUUUCAUUAUUUGCGUUUCGUGUUGAAUGUUUGAGAAUAUCGUUGUUGUCUAGUGGAUUUUUUGAUGUACGAUGGCUGAAGAAGGUGCAGCUGCGGCGACAGCCGAGAAAAUUAUUCAUACUUAUCCACUUGUAAGGCACUCGGAUAUGUCUGAAGAGAUGCGCACGGAGGCGGUGGAGCUGUCGGUGACGGCUUGCGAGAAGUUUUCGCAGAACAACGAGCUGGCGGCUCGUAUGGUCAAAGAGUCGAUGGACAAGAAGUUUGGCCCCGCUUUCCACGUUGUUAUAGGCGAGAGUUACGGCUUUGAGAUCACCUACGAGUGCACCACUAUCUGCUACAUAUAUUUCGGCGGCAAUCAGGCCAUCUGCAUCUGGAAGUGUUCAUAGACUCAUUCAAAUGUAGUGAUGUACAAAGUUUUGAGAACUAUACAGAGGAGAUGCCACAUGUUCGAUACGGCCGCAGCCUCGUUACAGUGUGGCAUCUCCAUUACCAGUUUAGUAGAUAAUUUUUUACGGUUAUGUUUACU